Carica papaya (papaya) is the source of this 1276-nucleotide messenger RNA. RefSeq lists its product as uncharacterized. The record is from RefSeq and is a predicted model, not a curated record. NCBI's taxonomy places the organism in Eukaryota, Viridiplantae, Streptophyta, Magnoliopsida, Brassicales, Caricaceae.
GUGAUCAAGUGUUUUGCCCAUUCAUAGUUGAAUCGUACGGUGUAAAAAAUUCGAAAAUAUUUUGUAAGAAAAAAAUUCAGCAACUACUCUUUAUAGUCCCAUGAUUCACCUUCUCCAACGGCCAAUCCCAUCUCCUACCUCGAGCCCCGAAAGUCAUAUUUUUCCACGUCCCACUUUUCUUCUCUCGUCUAUCUUUCAUUUUCUUUUGCAAAACUUUUCUGAUUUCUCUAACCUGCAAAAAACAAUCAUAUACACUACCUAACUCUACCCAAUAGCAAAUUCAAAAAAUGUCUAACAAAUCCCCAAUUUUUCCAAUGCCAGAUCCUCAACAUUUCAGUGACUAUGGCUUUGACCCCCAGAUUGACUACUUCCAGGUUUUGGAAGAAGCAAGGAGACACAAGCGGGAUGUAUCGAGAUCUACAGACUCUUUACACUUCAAGCUUCAAAAACCCAUUUCCAAGGACGAUUCGAGGAAGCCCAACAAGAUUAAAAAGAAGCGAUGGUGGAGAAACGCUCUUCUCUUCUUCAAAUGGAAAUGGGUCAACCACCAGCUCGACGGAAAUCUCGAUCACGAUGUGCAUCAAGCAAGAGCUCGGGCUUUCAGGGCAUCCAUAUCGGGUCCGGUGUAUAUUACAGAGAGCAGAAGUGGGUCAAGCACUCCGUACCGGACCACCAGUCGGCCGUCUUCGGGUCCUCUCGCCGGAACUUUGACUCCGACGAGGAAGGGAGAUGUUGAAAUUCCGUACCUGAGUCUCAGGGAGCUGAACUUGGAGCAGCAGCAGCAGCAACAGAGGAUCUCUACUUCUUCACUGCCUAUAUAUUUGGUGACUUGAUAACAUAGAAAUUUACAUUAAAUGUCUCAUUUUCCAUGUCCGAUCUCAUCUGCGUCUACACUCACUACCCAAAUAUCGAUUUAUUUUCCAUUUCAAGUUUCCUGCAAAGGUGUUUUAAUGAUGCUUUGCACAAUGGUGGUUGGAGACAGAAGAAAGGUGUGAGGGCGGCAAAGGCUGCAUCCUUCGUACUUUUUAGUGUUGUUGGAUUUGAUGCUUACUCUUGGUUUCUGUAAUUAAUGGAGUCAUCCAUUCCUUGCUUUGACUAAACCUUUUUCUCCACUUUUUCUUUUUUCUUUCUGUACCCUUCAAUUGAGUGCAGAGGAGGGAGCGUGACUGAAAGUGAGAGCACAGAGACUUUUUCUGAAUUAAAAAAAAAUGGGCUUAUUGUCGAGUUAAUUAGCAACGUUAGAUUUCUUUGAUUAUAUUAUGGUGAUCCAUGCGCA